AUCAUUGUCAUGUCGGCCACAAUCGAUCCCACUCCUUUCCUGAACUUUCUCGGUCCCGAUCGAACCCGUGUCAUCUAUAUUGAGGGACGACCCCAUCCGAUCCGAGUUCUAAACAUGUCCGACCCGGCUACGGAUUACGUGGCAGAUGCAGCCACUACUUGUAUCCAAGCGAUUGGAAACGCCCCCACCUGA
Messenger RNA from Echinostoma caproni, 192 nucleotides. Lineage: Eukaryota; Metazoa; Platyhelminthes; Trematoda; Plagiorchiida; Echinostomatidae. The record is from the annotation of a GenBank genome assembly.